AUGUCCCGACAGAUUCAUAAAGACCGCCGCAAGCCCAAGAAGCAGAUUCAAGAUACUGUGUCUAAAUCGCGUGGAACUGAAUUGGUUGCGAUUACCAACAAUGUUGUCCCAACAAAAAAAAGCGAAUUCGAGGGGUUUCCACUCGACAUUAUAAACAUGCUCUUCGAUACACUAUUGGAGCGAGAUGAGUUAUCUACCAUCAUCUGUCUUGCCCUUACAUGUCGAGCCUGCUGGAGCCUCUUCCAAGGAAAGCUGUGGCAGAGACUUGUUAAAUUUGGUAAAGGGGAAGGUUGCACCUUCUAUGAACCAUGUUUUAUCGGGCUGGUUGAAACCUGGAUCGGCCCAGGUUUCCGUCGUGUUGGCCGUGAUAGUCGGUGUAUUGAAACCCCUUUUCUAUCGCGCGCUGUGUAUGGAGAUUUUUCAGGAUCGAAGGAAAAGAAUUUGGAUGAUCGAUGGAAAGACUACCAGACCUUGACCAGUCGAGAAGAUGUAACGCAUAGGUUGAUUCAUCAUGUUCCUAAGCCCUUCAGUGUGAGUGCGGAUGAGUGGUUCCUUCUCGCCGCACAGCAACUCAAGAUUCAAUUCUUGACCUGGGAGCCCUCUGCAAUUGGGAAACACUCCACUUUAUGA
Molecule: messenger RNA, 630 nt
Organism: Botrytis byssoidea
Lineage: Eukaryota; Fungi; Ascomycota; Leotiomycetes; Helotiales; Sclerotiniaceae
Exons: 2
Coding region: 1-630 (209 amino acids)
Source: RefSeq, a predicted model, not a curated record